AUGGUCACUACUGCUGAUAUAUUCAACCGGCCUCCUGCAAUAUCCGAAGAUACCCUGCAAUAUGUCCUCUACCCUCUUCCAGGCAUGACCGACCGGGCUUCCGUGACCACUCUGGCUACCGUCAUGCAGUCGUACGCGGAGAGCCUUCUGCCCGACUUCUUAUGGCACCGUGACCCUUUUGAGCUCAAGGUGGUCGCCGAUCCGGAGGGCGAUGGCUGGCUAUUGGAAGGGAGGAUGAGAGUCGGGGAUUCGGUCGAUGAUGAAUGGUGUGUCGUAUGGCUUCUCAGAGAGAUAAGCAAGAAAUGGGAUGCAGUUAUAAGCGUCUUCGACUCGGACGGAGAAUUCCUGUUGAUAGAGGCAGCCGAGGUGCUCCCUUCCUGGGUCACCCCGACCAACUCAGAAAACAGGGUCUGGAUCUACAACUCCCACCUCCAUCUGAUUCCUCUCUCACACAUCUCUGCACCGUCUAGCAAACGACAUCGCCGCGACUACCCGCGUGUCAGGGACGAUGAUGACCAAGUCGACGAGGCCGAGGAUGAUUUUAUUAAUCCUUCCGAUGCAGUAAAGUUGGUGCGCGACCCGUCGGUACCUACUACAGCAAGCCCCGAGGUAGAAGAGACUGUCUGGAAGAGAAUAUCUGGUUAUCCCGCCGCUGCUCGGCAACAUGUCCACGUAGCCAAUGCCUGGCUACCCGUGGAUAUCGCGAAGGCCCUCGCUGUAAGUCCAGCGCUCGUACAGAAACCCAUAGAGACAUUCUAUACGCGCGAUGCUAUCCAACUCCGGGCUGCGCAGAGGAUGUCGCGUUUCCCCCCUGAAUCAUCUGUACUGCGUCCGGUCAAAAUGACCCGAACAGCAUACGCUCAGCUGAUAGGUCAGAAGUUCCAUCCGCCGAAAGUAUUCGGUCGGUGGCGGGAACAGGAAGGUACCAAAGAAUGGCGGUGGAGAGAUAUUGGCAUGAAGAUCGCCUGUGGCUUUGAGAUGUUAUAUCAAGAAAGCAAAAGGAAGACAGACACGAUGACUUCCGCUGAGGCACUGAAUGCAUCCGCUGAAGCGAGGAAAGAAGCUCUUCGGCGCAACCCUGAAUAUGUCAAGUACAUGGAGAAUCUUGCUUCGUCGGGAUAUUUCAAGGGAGAGCAGCAGGGAUCUCAAUUGUGGAACGAACUCGAGACCAAGGCGGCCGAUGCUUUCAUUGCGGCAAGACGGGAAGACGAUGCAACGCGACCUUCCUUCGCUGAAAUCGUCUCGAGCGCGAUAUCGCAGGCUCGCGAGGAUGAUGUACAGUCUGCAGCCGGGUCAGAGGAUUCGGAUGACUGGCUGAACAUCGAUGCCGCGAGUUUCGACGACAUGCUCCAGAACGUGGCGGGUGGUGAUUCAAAGCCUGAUCAGUCGCAAGGAGAUGCCAUGCAAAUUGACCAAACGGAAAGUGGCGAGUUGGAGGAAGAACGUAUCGCUCGGAAGCAGGCCGAGAAACUUGAGCAAUUGGCAAAGAAAGUGGGUGAAUUCGUCGAAGGGCAGGGGGAUCUCUCGGGAGCACGUUUCGCCGAGUACGACCAGGAGCUUAGCGACGAGCACUUCUCUAUCUCGGAUGAUGAAAGCGACAACGAGCGUGAUGAGACCUCUGAAGAAGCCAAAGCAGCUCGUCAAGCCGCGAUGGAUAAGCUCGUACCCGGGAUUGAUCCGUCAGAGUACGGGCAGAUGCCGGCAUCGUAUCAUAGCAACUCACAGAGAGUGGCGAAGACUACCAUCGAGACCGACGCGGUGGAGGAGAGGCCCGCCAACGCGCCGGACAGUGUGAGGAAGCCUAUCAGGCCUCCAAUAUUACCCCGAAAUGAAUAUGAAGGGGUCGUCGAUUCCGAUGAUGAGUCGGACGAAGGUGAGGAUCAAGAGGAGGAGGAGGAGGACCGACCUCAGCUUGUCGGAGAUGUGGAAAUCAAUAUGGAUGAAGAGGAAGAGGAGUUCAUUGAAUUCGCUCGGCAAGCCCUAGGUCUAUCGGAUGAACAGUGGCGGGACAUUAUACAAGACCGUAAAGACAGAGGAGCUUUCAUACCUGCUUCCGCACGGAACGGUAACAAGUCCGUACCGAAGACAUCCACCACUGGCCUCAGCUCGUCUUUGCCUGUGGGUGAAGACCAUUCGCGACAGGCUCGGUCAACCAAGCCGGGAGGUAAUCCCAAUCUGGACUCUUUCGAAGCCGUGAUGCAGGCUAUGGAUGCUGAGCUCGCCUCAAAGAAGUCCGGCGGGGUGCCGAAGCCCGCGAAACCAGACAAGGGGAAGGGGAAAGCCAAGGGCCAGGAUACAGCGUUGGAAGACGGCAUGGACAUCGAGGAAGCGAUGGACGCCGAGCUUAGGGCGGCGAUGGAAAGGGGCGAAGAAGAGGGCGAAGAGGGCGCAGAAGGCGAAGAGUCGAUCGAUUAUAAUCUCAUAAAGAAUUUCCUGGAGAGCUUCAAGAGUCAGGGUGGUUUGUCCGGGCCUGUGAGCAAUCUGGCAGGCCGACUACAGCAGGGUUGGACUAUGCCUCGGGAUGAGCAAUGAUGCUUACCCGUUUGACAAUGAAAGAUAUGUAUGAGUAUAGUCUGUUAUGUAUCUCUAGUCAUGGUAUGCUCCCU
This is a messenger RNA of Gloeophyllum trabeum ATCC 11539, 2606 nucleotides long. Its product is annotated as SGT1-domain-containing protein. The transcript is spliced from 10 exons. Gene Ontology annotation, cellular component: nucleus. NCBI's taxonomy places the organism in Eukaryota, Fungi, Basidiomycota, Agaricomycetes, Gloeophyllales, Gloeophyllaceae. Bases 1 to 2532 code for a protein of 843 amino acids. The record is from RefSeq and is a predicted model, not a curated record.